AUGACUUGGGCAAUGGGCGCUGAACCUAACCUACCGUGGCACCGACAUGCAUUCAAAUUUCAGAUCUCGCUUCAGGACGACGGCAAUGUGCCAGGCCUUUUGCAGCCUCGAUUCAGUCCCCCAAAAUUUGCGUUUAAUGUCCGUGCACACGACAGGAAGACAUACAUACUACGUGAUAAGCUAAAGUGCGGAGGCGCAAUGGAAUUGUCUUCACCACGCCCCCUUCUCCUUCCCCUCUCUAAAUUUCCACAGCUGCGGCUGCUGCACGUUCUCCAGCUCGUUCAUUUCAACACUACCGUUGUAACAACUCUCGCAAUGGAAUAUCCAGACGAGGUCGAUAAUGUGGUCCAACUUACCCUUGAUCAAUUCGUCGGCCAAUCACAGGAUAUGUUCACACACGUGCAUGACGAUCUUCAGUCAGAGAUCGAUUUUAUUCGUUUCGCAUUGGCAGGUAGGGUUGGGCCGGAAGCAGACGAGGAAGUCGAUCAGUGCCGCAUCAGCCUGAAUGCCCAACAAGGCAUUCCCCCUCUUCCCCCUCGCCCUGAGACCACUAUCACUCGUGACAUCGAUUCGGUCAUUGGAGUGUCAACUUCGUUGCCUUAUACAACGUCAUUAUCGGUCUGGCCCGUCCCUCCCUUUAAAGAGACAUUAACCAAGGAUAAUCACGUCAAGAGUCGCGCAUACGAUGCCGAGGGUAACGAGAUCCAAGUCUCCAUGCACAAAAUUCCGAAUAUUCCCCUGGGAAAAGUGGAACAGCGACACGUCGUCUGGAUUUUUUUCCCUAGACUUUACACCGCAGCGUCUGAAAACCCAUCGAGCUCCGCACGGCGUCCUCAAUUUGUCCUUCAAGAACUGCCGCCUGCCUUCUUUCGCAAUCUUCAGCAGCUAGAGAAACUGUACCGUAGUGGCAACCAGUUAACGAGUAUCCCCACUGAAGACCUCGUGAAAAUGACCAGACUGUCGGUGUUGUUUUUGAAUGGGAACAAAUUCCAGACGCUCCCCGCUGAACUGGGCAAAAUUCCCAGUCUGACCAUCAUUGAUGCCAGCAGUAACUUGUUAAGGUACAACAUUCACAAUUGGGAGUUUGAUUGGAACUGUGUGCAUGGGGUCCACUGCGAUAACCCAGUGUGCGAACCAGAUCCUAUCACCGGUCAGAUGGACUACUUUUGGCCCAUGGUCAUUCGGGCCGCUCGUAUCAGCGAGAUCGCACUGGGUGGGAAAAUUAUGUGCAGCGCCGACGUCGUUCGUGACAUGAAUGCCAAGAUCUUCGAGAAUGGCCAGGACACAGAGUAUUCAGAGUUUCAGCCAACACAAACUAUCGAGGCGAUCCGGCAGAUGCUGAUAGCCCUUGUCCCUGCCGUGGAAGUGAAAUUGAAGGGGUUGGGGACUCCGGAGAUGAUUUCCCCCGUCUACUCAGCAGCCCUCUCAGGCCGUCAGGAUUUAGAUGCAUCUGGGUCGCAUUUGAAUUGUGAUUUCUAUCUCCUUUUCAUUCCUCGGUUGCAUCACUGUCCUGCAUUUGCAUUCAACCACGUAUAUAUUACCUGCACGCCCUUGUUACGAGUAUCAAUGGUCUGUACAACUUUUAUACCAGUUCAUCUCGACACUACCGAGGGUGAAUGA
This is a messenger RNA of Suillus plorans, 1620 nucleotides long. RefSeq lists its product as uncharacterized. The coding region runs from base 1 to 1620 and encodes 539 amino acids. Gene Ontology annotation, molecular function: protein binding. The transcript is spliced from 5 exons. Lineage: Eukaryota; Fungi; Basidiomycota; Agaricomycetes; Boletales; Suillaceae. The record is from RefSeq and is a predicted model, not a curated record.